Mucor velutinosus is the source of this 1755-nucleotide messenger RNA. RefSeq lists its product as uncharacterized. Lineage: Eukaryota; Fungi; Mucoromycota; Mucoromycetes; Mucorales; Mucoraceae. Bases 1 to 1755 code for a protein of 584 amino acids. The transcript has 2 exons. The record is from RefSeq and is a predicted model, not a curated record.
AUGUCUCGAUUGAGUUCUCCUACUGAAUGGGUGGCUCCCCUGACACCCGUCAUCUCGCUGGCCUUACUGCCGUUGGGCCCCCUCUUCUUUCCUCGAUUCUAUGUUAUCUUUCUGUUUGUAUACUUUACCGGUUUCCUGUACCAGCAAGUCAACCACGUCUGCAAGUUUUACCUGUCGUCGGUGCGCAUCAGAGCAAGCAUCCAAAAGUGGAACAGAUUGAACAGAAACAAGCACCAUUUGAACGACAAGGAUCAAGAUGACAAGGCCAAGAUUGCCAUGGACACAUUUCAGCCCAAUCGAUCCAGCAGCAGCAACAAUACUCGUGAAAGAUAUGUCAACCUGGAGGAGCAGGAGUCAGAGGAGCAACUCAUCUACCAAGAACCUCAGUUUAUCCAUACAUUUGUUAUCCCAAAUUACGGUGAACCUGAAGCUCUUUUGAAGGAUACUAUUGGCCGAUUAGCAGUUCACAGCAAUGCUCGAUCAAAUUAUGUGAUUAUUUUGGCCAUGGAAGUAUCUGAGCAAGGCUGGGAGGAAAAGGGAAAACGGUUGGAGGAUUUCUUCAAGGAUAGAUUUCAUGGGUUUAUCAUCACAGGCCAUCCUGCCGGUGUUCCCGGCGAAUAUCGUGGUAAAGGAUCAAAUGUAAAUUACGCUGUUCGCAAUGGCUGUGCCGAAAUGUUGAGACAAGGCUUCGACAGACGCAAAAUCAUCUUGACCAUCAUGGAUUCAGACGCUGCUAUUCCCGAACUCUACAUUAUUGAAGUGGAGGAAGCAUUGAACACAUCAGACGACCCCUUCUACACCAUCUGCGCUCCUCCCAUCUUCUUUUCUCGCAACAGUGCUCAGGUUCCUGCUGCUGUGAGAAUGACCGAUAUCACUUGGGCUGCUCUCGUCAUGUCAAAUCUCAGUAAUUCAGACGGCCUAUGUGUGCCAUGCUCAAAUUACAGUUUGUCGUUCAUUCUGGCCGAACGAGUGGGCUACUGGGAUGUCGAUGCGGAUGCCAUUGGUGAAGACAUGCAUAUGUGGCUCAAGUGCUUCUUCAAGACAGACGGCCAUGCUCGCACGGCGCCCAUCUAUGUACCCAUCAACCUUACCAACGUCCAGUGCGACGGUUAUCUCAAGAACAUUUACGAGCGCUAUAUUCAAGCAAAGCGUCAUUUCCAAGGCGUGGCUGAUCUCGGCUAUACACUUCGACAGAUGGUCAGCUCCUACAAGAAUAGAAAGGACCAAAAGGGCUUGUUAGACUGUCAUAUGGCAACAUCCGGAUUCAACGACAAGCUGGCAGCCUGUUCUGUGAUCAUGGAAGCUCAUAUGAUUCCUGCUUCUUCAGGUUGGCUCAUGUUUGCAGCCGUGCCCUUGAUGCAGGUCAUCCUGUUUCCACCUUUUUCUUGGAUGGCUAUCGUCUCUCCUGCAAACAACCCUCUGUUGACAUCGGAUUUCUUUUACAAGCUUUGGACUGUUGUCAAGAUGAUUACUGUAUUCUUGCCGUUCCCAUUGUUUGGCACUUUGGCCAUCUAUGAGCACCUGCACCGCUACAUUGACAGAGAGUUUUACCACAAGCCCAAGUCUGAAUCUCGUACCUGGAAGAAUAUCUUGGAUUAUGCCUCAUUGCCUAUCGCUGCCUGGUUGUUCUUGACCUGGCCCUCCACUGUUGCCUGUGUCAAGCGUCUCUUUGCUGGUGAUGAUGCUUACAUUGUAGGAGCAAAGAUGUUUAAAGAUGAGGCCGAACCCAACACUGGCAAGGAAAGAAUCCUGUAA